AUGGACAGUCAGACGCUUCUGUCAAACGACAUCAUUCUUGCGAAUCGAUCACAAAACAACGUCGCGACCAACGUGAGAAGAAAUCCUUUGAAGAAGAGGGUCAAUUUCCUGACGAAUAUAAAUCUAACGUACACAUCGAACGUCGAAGAAGAUCAAAUCUACGAAACUAAAUACGAUCAACUUACGAAUAUAAAGAAUUCUAAACAAAAAAAAGAUAAUUCAGAAGAUCACAAUAGGAAUCCGUCUAAACCGAAUUGCUGCCGAUUAUUCAAACCGGGUCAGACCAUCAGGCUGCGUUUCCCAUCUAUCUCUCACGUGGUCCACGGAACUGAACAUGGCGGCCUCUACUACCGUCGACGCCGCGGCCCCGAUUGGUUCAGAGUCAGUGCGCGAUGCGUCUCCCGUAUUUCAAAUCGAGGCUCCAGCAACCGUAUAUUGAGAGGACGAUGCGUAUCCUCUCGACGAGGCGUUCGAUGUGACGUCCAACGUUCCUCGGCGUCUAAGGCAAGACAAUUGAAACAGCUGGUACGCGGGCAAGCUUUCGAGAAGGAAUCCAACGUCGCCGCCGCGGAGGAACCAUCACGGAAGCAAAGUGUCGACCCGUUGUCCUCGAGCGUGCAAAUCUCGCGAAAACGGCGUGUAGGCAUCGUGGAGAAUCAGUACGUCGCCGCAAACGACGCCGGUUCGUCGGUAUGCGAGCUGGUGCGUGGCCUCGAACGGUUGCUCGGUGAGGAAGACGAAAGAAUGAAGUCAAACAAGCAACAGGGCAGUGAGGAGAGCAUUGUCGACCCAAUAGAGGAAAACGAAACCUACGACGAAUUCGACACGGUCAGGAUGCCGGUUGUGAGAUCCCUCAGCAAAAGUCCACAGAGCGAUGAGGGUAUCGAGACAGAUUCUGACCGUAGAAGAGGCUCGGUAGCUCGUUGCUGGAGCCUCGAUUCGGCCGCAGCCAGUGACGAGGAUACGUCGUUGGCCACGCAACAACAGAGGCGGCACAAACUACGGGUCACUAGAUGUUGUAGCUCCGACAGCGCGGUGCUAAGCGACGAGGAUCAAAUAAAAGGAUGGGACAGCUCAACCAUGGUGGAAGGCAGUGAAGUUGAGCACAAUGAGGGAAGACCAAGAUAUUGGAGAACACCAAGUGUGGUGAUCAGUGAUUAUUCAGAUUACUCUUACUUAGAUGAGAAGCUUGAAAGGAGUGAUCUGGAUCUUGAGAAGUAUGAGGGAACUAGUGGAACUCCCAGCCAAGCAAGUAGCUGCUCUUGCUUGGACUGUGAUGAAAUACGUGAAUCUCUGGAUAGUCAGUCCCUACAGGUGUGUCGUAGUAGACGAUACUCAGACUCUUGCUGCAUAUGUCUUGAUUCUAUGAAUGCCACUACUAUAAGAAACUUCAAUGAGCCUGGAAACAGAAGAAAUUCUUGUCUGGACUCUGCUGAUACCUACUACUCUAAGCUCAAUACGCAAUUCACACAGUACACUCCAGAAAGUUCAUCAGAACUUCAAGAGAAGACCAAGGUAGAUUUUUUGGACAUUCCACCAGCAAGAAAAAUCUCAGACUGCUCGACCACGUCUAGUCUUAGCGGGGACGAGUCUGAUGUUACGGAACUACAUCAAGUGAAAUCUUCCAAGUCGUCGGGGUGGAGGAAACUCAGGAAUAUUGUACACUGGACGCCAUUCUUCCAGACGUACAAAAAACAAAGGUACCCAUGGGUGCAACUAGCGGGUCAUCAAGGAAAUUUCAGAGCAGGACCUACUCCAGGGACGAUUCUAAAAAAACUCUGUCCCCAGGAGGAAGCCUGCUUUCGCCUGCUGAUGAAUGAUGUCUUGAGGCCGUACGUGCCAGAAUUUAAAGGUGUUUUAGAUAUAAAGGAAACGGAAGAAGGAAAUACCGAAGAGACUGAUACAGGGGAGACUGUUCAAAAAGAUGGGUCUAGUGACGUAGGCAAGAGAACAGUGGUAUCCUCUUACUUACAGCUGCAAGAUCUUCUUGGAGAUUUCGAACAUCCAUGCGUGAUGGACUGCAAAGUUGGAGUCAGGACAUAUCUUGAGUCGGAGCUAGCGAAAGCUAAGGAAAGACCUAAGUUGCGAAAAGACAUGUACGAAAAAAUGGUGCAAGUGGACCCAACAGCACCAAGCACCGAGGAACGUCGUGUGCAAGGCGUCACAAAGCCAAGGUACAUGGUUUGGCGUGAAACAAUUUCUAGUACAGCUACGCUAGGUUUUCGUGUAGAGGGCAUUAAACUUGCCCAUGGAGGCUCUUCAAAAGACUUCAAAACGACGAGGACUCGAGAGCAGGUUACGGAAGCAUUGAGACGUUUCGUGGAAAGCUAUCCUCAUGCAGUGUCCAAGUAUAUUCAACGUCUGAAGGCCAUCAAGACUACAUUAAAGGCUUCGCCGUUCUUUGCUUCGCAUGAAGUCGUUGGAUCCAGUUUAUUAUUUGUUCAUGACGCAAAGAAUGCUGGCAUUUGGAUGAUUGACUUCGCGAAAACAUUACCUCUGCCACAACAUCUGCCAAGAAUUUGUCAUGAUGCAGAAUGGCAAGUAGGAAACCAUGAGGAUGGAUACUUGAUAGGUGUGAACAAUUUAAUAGACAUAUUCCAAGAUAUACGGAAUUCAGAAGGGACAUAAUUACGCAGUAUCCUAUUCAAAGAACACAUUGACGGUACAAUGAAGAGGAUAUCGAAUGAAUCGACAGUAAUGCUCGCAAUUUUCGUAAAUGUGAAUGCACCUCUCGCGUGUAUGAGUCUGUUUUCAUUCUUUAUUUUUUCAUUUAUCCUGCGACGCCAUACUGUGAAACUUUGUACAUAUAUGGAUGAAGAUGUCUUCUUAACGAUAUCCUCUGUCACAAGAAACAGACCAAAGACGCGGUGGCUAAUCUAGCUGCCUAGGUAUUUCAUAGUAAAAUAACUUCCUACAAACGUAGAGACGCGCAAAGAGAAUCUGUAAAAAAAUAAUUUAACUAUUUUACCCAUACGUAAUAAGGUUUAUUUAUACGUUACAUGCGACGCUGUAAGAAUCUUCUUGAUACAAGAGAACGAAGAGACGGUGUUUUUUGUAUUUAAAAUCGUACCAUGCAUUUGUAAAUAAUUCGACACUUAAUAUAAAACAGCAUCAUGACCAUGUGUUCUUAUUUUAGUCAAGUGUCCCCCAAUGAUUUCGAUUACCGUGUUACCAUAUGAACUAACGAUUUCUUUUUGUUCCUCAGUUUCAGUAAAAUAACCUAAAUAUAUAGUACACAAAACGUAACGUAAUCCCUUCAUACGAGCUUACUAAUUUUUAUUACGUUUUCUUUCUUUGUUUUUUUUUUUUAUACAUAUAAAUCAAGUGUUCCUCGCCUAAUUCCAAAACUAUAGAGAGAUUAAAAUAAAUCGAGAAUGAGAGUAAAUGAAAAGAAAAAGUGACAUCAAUUAUUCUGU
Molecule: messenger RNA, 3416 nt
Organism: Habropoda laboriosa
Lineage: Eukaryota; Metazoa; Arthropoda; Insecta; Hymenoptera; Apidae
Gene: IP3K2
Exons: 8
Coding region: 1-2628 (875 amino acids)
Biological process (GO): inositol phosphate biosynthetic process
Cellular component (GO): cytoplasm; nucleus
Molecular function (GO): inositol-1,4,5-trisphosphate 3-kinase activity; inositol tetrakisphosphate kinase activity
Source: RefSeq, a predicted model, not a curated record